This is a messenger RNA of Ixodes scapularis (black-legged tick), 722 nucleotides long. RefSeq lists its product as uncharacterized. The transcript is spliced from 2 exons. The record is from RefSeq and is a predicted model, not a curated record. NCBI's taxonomy places the organism in Eukaryota, Metazoa, Arthropoda, Arachnida, Ixodida, Ixodidae. Bases 72 to 722 code for a protein of 216 amino acids.
UUGGAAUAGCCAGGCAUGUUGCAGGAGACGGGGGCCAACCAACUGUUCAGCAGUUUUUGUUUAUAUACCGGAUGCUGUCUGUAAACAACCUCGUGCGGCCACCUAAGCGAGCUUCAGUUGACGGAAACGGGCCACAACUGCUUCUUACUUUGCAAGGUCUUUUUGACAAGGAAAAACCCUCUACGACUCAGGUGGACACACUAGCUGUUUUGCUGGACGAUGUCCUGCUCGAGCCAACAACAGACUGCGUGGAAGACAUUGGCCCCCUGUCGACCAAAGACUCCAUUUUGGAUUACCUAAGCGGAUAUGUGGCCAAUACGUUUUCUACUUUGGAUUGCGCCGGCUGCGUUGAAACGAUGUUGAGUGCAACACGUCAGCCAUCUAACCUGAUCCAGACAAAAUCGAAGGGCUAUUUGAAAGUACCUAGCAGCCGCCUUUUUGCUCUCCUAAACAUUAUUGAAGAACAUGUAGAGACGUACACGGUACAAAAAAUUGCAUGCGGCGACGUGUACGUGAGGAUUGUUGAGGGCAUUUCGCUCGACAGCCGUACAGCUUCAGCAAGUGUAGGUUGUGUGUCGCACUUUUUAGGGACAACAGCUGCGGUUGUCCACUUUGUUUUGAGAUGUAGAUUACAUUUCUUCACGCGAGAAAAAAACAAAGCCUCGCGGGCAACUGUGCGAGGCUCAUGCGCUGCAAGUGGGGGGCGGAAGCCACAGUGUUAA